GCUUCAAUUUGAGCUGUGUACAUAGUAUACGAACAUAUAAUAUACGUGUCGAUUGUUUAUUUAACUGUAGCAGCUAGCGUAAAACAACUGGCUCAUGCGCGAUAAUUUACAAAUAUUCCAGCGCAAAGUAAAAAAACAACCACCAGACCUAAUUUUUCCAGGAAGCUCAUUGGUUUUGGAAGUCCAUAGUCGACUUGGAUUUCUUUCCACGCGAGAGAGCAAAGACACAGUGCUUGAGUAUAGAAACUAAGGCAGUUCAAUCAGUUUUCAGAGGACUUUCAACGCAGGCAACCCAAAAUUAAAGUGCAUAUUCAGUGAAGGAGAAGUGCUUGCAGAGCGCAACAAAGAGAGAAGAGCACCCUUACAGGCCGGAGAGUAAUUGAGAGCAAUCAAUAGCGUCAUUUCGAGUCGUGCGCACGUUUAAGUUUUGUAGAAGCUUUUGUACAAUACUGUCGUUGUAGUUGUGCAUAGCAUUUUCGUGUAUCGCUCGUUUGGUGUACACACACACGAGGACGCUAGGCUAAUCUCUACAAGCAAACAACAUGUUUUCGGGUCUCACAAAUCAAUUCACCUCUUUGGUGGGCGCCGUUAAGGGCGGCGCUGGCGAUGAGGAUGUUCCCGCCCCCACAGGCGAUGGACCAGUGUCAACAUCUUCUGAGGCUACGGCUCAAUUAGUAGAACAGGAUGCUGCAUCUGGUGCCGCAGGCAGUGAGCCCGUUCCCGAAGGCGAGGAGGGUCUCAAGAGCGGAUGGCUGGGAAGCGCCAAGGGAUGGUUGGGAAAUGCAUCAAUACCAUCAAUGCCGGCUAUGGCAAUGCCAUCCAUGCCUUCGAUGCCAGCAAUGCCAUCAAUGCCAUCGAUUCCAGGUCUUCGAAAAAGCGGCGGUGCUGAGGGAGCAGAGGGCGCUGAUGUUGUUAUGGACUCAGGUGCAUUGGGUGCUGUGAGUGGAGGCGAUGAUGAUGACAAGUCGAGGUAUAUUAGUGCAACGGAAGGCGCUGAUUCACAUCCAGCUUCUGGCGGUAACACGCCCACUGGUGAAGAGGGUCAAAUUGGACAGGGUAAGGGAAACGAAGUUAAAAUUACCACAAAAGUAACCCAACAGGCUAAGCACUUUGGCUCAUUUUUGUCAUCGGCCAUAAGUAAGGCGGGUAGCAAGAUCAAGGAAACAGUUAAGGAUAAUACUAUACUCGACUCAUUUAACAAGGAGCAGGAGGCAUUUAUGAAGGGCCAAGGAGGUGCAAGCAAUGGGGCUGCACCCUGGAUUGGUCAUGCUAACGAGGCCAAAAUCAAAGAGGAAAUAUUAGGAUUGUCCCAGGAUCGUCGGAACUUUGUGCGCGCCCCACCAGCAGGAGUGGAAUUCGAGUUUAGCUAUGAUACAGCAUAUCCCACAGCCAUUGCCAUUAUGGGAGAGGAUAAGGCGCUUGAAACGAUGCGCUUCGAAUUGGUUCCCAAGAUCAUUACAGAGGAAAAUUUCUGGCGAAAUUAUUUCUAUCGCGUGUCACUAAUCAUUCAGGCAGCCGAGCUAGGCACUUUAGGGGCAGAUGGGGUUGGCCAGGCUUCAAGCGGAGAAGAUGCGUAUCAAGUGACUGAUAAUACAAAUAAGGAACAAAAUGCGAGCUCUGUGAAAAAAACAUUAACUAAAAAGCAGAAUGGUCAAAAUAUGAUUAAAACUGAUAAGCAGUCACCAAAGCCUCUUAUAAAGCUUGAAAAUCAUGCGAAAUCUAAAGCCAGUAAUAAAAAGCUCGCAGAGUCCGAGUUUGUUUCGGAAGAGUUUCAAAUCUCAAGCGAAACCGAUUUGGAUGAGAUCAAAGAUGGUAUGCGAAAGCUGGGCCUUGAUAGUAUGACCCAAGAGACAUUAGCCACUAAAGAUGAAGAACAAUGGGAAAAGGACUUGGAAGCUGAACUUAAAGAUUAUGAGGUUGUCAAUGAAGGCGGCACUGGAGAUGAUAAACGUAAGAAUGAUGGACAAAUUGUUGAAGAACCAACAAUGUCAAGCAUACGAAUGCGGUCCGCUAACAACGAUUGGGAGGAGUAUGCCGAUUUAAUUGAGGAUACCGAUGAUUUAAAAACUCUUAAAUGUCUAAAACGCACCAUGUUGGGUUACCCAUAAGAAAUGUAUUUUUUUAUAAAGCGUUAUGCAAGCUUACAAACACCUUUGCAUAUAUACAUACUUAUGUAUAUGGUUAAGUUGGUUGAGAUUUGACGAUUGGCAUGCGUAAAAGCAAAGCUAAAACGCAUUUUACUAAGUUACCUUAAAUGAUGAUAUAAGACACUAAACAAAAUUAGCUUUAUAUAUUGAUUCUACAUGAUUUCAUUCGAAAAUUUGUACACAAAAGUUUUUAUAUUUUUUUUAAUUGUGACUAAUAGCAACUAGUUUGACUUGCGAAAACUUUGCCAACCCUUAAACACGAUUAUUGCCAACACUAUUUUUAAAACAACAUUAAUAUAAGGUGCGUAUCAUCUAAAACAACUUAUCUAACACAAUAUCAUUUUUAAUAUUAAAUACAUUGCUUAAGAUUUGUGAAACCCUUUUCAUAGUAACAAAAAUAUGUAAUGUUUUAUACGGAAUUUGUACCUUAAAGGGGUGCCUUAGUUUUCCAUGUAAUAUGUGCGUGCUUCACAAUCGUGAAUUUUGCAUAUUAAUCGCUAAUCAUAUUGCCCCCCAGAGUGUUAUUCCAUAUAUUGUAUAUUUGAAAUUUGAUGAAAUAAAUUCAUAUA
This is a messenger RNA of Drosophila busckii, 2716 nucleotides long. RefSeq names its product synapse-associated protein of 47 kDa (gene Sap47). Gene Ontology annotation, cellular component: synapse; cytoplasm. The record is from RefSeq and is a predicted model, not a curated record. Lineage: Eukaryota; Metazoa; Arthropoda; Insecta; Diptera; Drosophilidae. The transcript has 10 exons. Bases 543 to 2108 code for a protein of 521 amino acids.